Molecule: messenger RNA, 2835 nt
Organism: Xiphophorus hellerii (green swordtail)
Lineage: Eukaryota; Metazoa; Chordata; Actinopteri; Cyprinodontiformes; Poeciliidae
Gene: smim36
Product: small integral membrane protein 36
Exons: 2
Coding region: 1363-1692 (109 amino acids)
Source: RefSeq, a predicted model, not a curated record
ACUGCAGCAGUAACAAAAAAAUAAAUAAAAAAACAACUUGAACAUUUAAUCAGAGAUCUACAUAGCAACCGUAAGCUACACCAAUAUAGAGCGAGAUGAUGGCUACAACUUUUAGCAUUUUAUAAAAAAAUUUUAAAAAAAGAAAAAACUUAAAAAUGUCCCAAACAGAAACAACAAAAAUAAAUAAAAGUUUUAAGGAAUAAUUUCAAACCACUGUACAGUAAGCAUUUCACAUUCAAACUUUGUCUUCUUCCUCCAAUUUCCUGAAAUGUAAUAAAAUACCGACAAUACACGGGGGUUUGAUUGUAAUGGCUUUUGGAAAAAAAAGAAAAAAAAAGAAAGAAAGACUUUAGGCCGUUAUUGUAGGAAGGCAACGACAUGUUCUUUUGUUUGAUUGGGGUCGAUUUCAAAGCCAGCAGAACAUGAAUGAGUGUUUUCUCUUUGAACCCUUCCAAACAAGUCAUUCUUUUUUUUUUCUUUAGUAUUUUCCUUAUUGUUUUGUCAUGAACUUAAACAGUUAACAUGCUGCCUGAGGUCUAUAGGGUCUUGUAUCAAACAUCAAACUGCACGUUUUGAGCUUAAUUUGAAUUUGCGUGUUGUUUUUGACUGAGCCACACUAAAAACUUGAUUUAAAAGGAUUUUGUUCUCUAUGUGGCUGCAACUGGGCUUACUUAAGACACUAUAUAAUAUUAGAUGACAGAGUAUUGGCUCGACAGCCUGCUGACUCGGUGUAAAAAGAGCCCAUUAACAGGAUGAAAUAACAUGUACUUUUGAAAAUUGCAUGCUUUCUUUUCUUUUUUUUUUAUCUGGACCACAGCCAGUUCUGGGGCCUUAUUUGCUUUUAAUGUAAUCAAAUUCAAAUGUAAAAAUAAUCUCCAAGCGUGACAUAAUAAAAAGCGGUUGUUUAAUACAUAUUACAUGACUCCUCAAAUCCCCUCAGUGACGCUCGUGGCAAGCUGACAGGUGUGCGCCGAAGCCAUCCAUUUUCGCUGGGAGUGUAAUUUUGAUAUUGCUCUCUAGUUGGCAAAAUCAAAAUGGUGGCUUAAGUUAUUAAAAGUGAGCAGCUUUCGUCAUUGGCCGCUGAAAUUCAAGGUUGGAGGAGCAGCGAGGAUUAACGUCCUUUAAAGCACAAAGCCUCAUCUCCACUCCGGCCUGCUGUCGCUGCUCCCCGCCCCUCGCUCCCACCUCAUCCCAUCAUCUGAUGCAGUCCUCUUCUGUCUUUUGCUCUUUCUCUCUCGAUCAGGCCAGCUGUCCAUCCACUGUCCUUCAUCGCUGUCUCGUUUCUUUUUCUCUUUUUGCCUGUUUUGCCACCGUUUCGUGCGCCUUCCUCUCUAGAUCCGGGGCGAGAUAUGAAGCGGCACCAUGGGUUUUAUGGAGCUCUACCUGGAGAUUGACCCCGUAACCCUCAACCUCAUCAUCCUGGUGGCCAGCUAUGUCAUCCUCCUCCUCGUCUUCCUCAUCUCCUGCAUCCUGUACGACUGCCGUGGCAAAGACCCCACCAAGGAGUACGCCCCCGACAGCACGCCGGCACCGCAGAGCCAGUCGCCCAUACGCCUUGUCGUCAUGCAGAAUUCGCCGACCUCAGGCCGCUGCGAGCCCAACAACACGUCGGGACACGCGGAGCCACCGACGCCGGACCUGAGCCGGGAGAGAGCGGAACGGGAGAGGGAGAAGAGGAGUACCCUGGUCUGAAGAUGAGGAGGAGAGAGCGCAGGGAGGAGGAGACGACCAUCAGUUGCUGUUGUGUCACUUCGUGCUGUGGGUUUUCGUUCUUGAACUCCUAGUUUUUCUUUUUCAAAGCUGCUGGAGGAUGUUGUUGACCUGCAGAGGAGUCCGCAGAUGGGUCUUUAUGUCUCCUGCAAAUCCCAGAACUCCUUUGCCAGUAGACGCCAGCAGAGGACAUUCCCUUCCCGCUGGUAUCCGUCCUCCAGGCACAGCACACCAACUUCUGGCCGCUGCCAGACUCUGGCCUCGUUUCAUGAAGACACGGGAGACAUUUCAAACAGCAAGAUCUCACCGUUAUCACCGUUUCCCUCAAAUCGACUCCCAUCAGGUGUUGCUCUGAAUCAAGAUGUUUCCAGGAGGAACUGCUGAACGGUGUCCUGAAGCGAAUCUGACUGAUGAGGACCUGGAUCAACCAAUGAGAGACAAGCUGGCAGUGAAUCAUGGACAUGUGCGAACAGAUGAUAGAUAGACGUCAUACCGGGACAAUUCCAGGAAUCUUAAAAGAACGCAAAUGAAACAAAUAGUGAAUCUUCCAGAAAACUUACUAUGAAGAAGAUGCAAAUAUAGCAUUGUAAUAUCACUAGUUAUCUUUUUUUUUUUUUCUAAAGUUGACCUGCUUCUAAGGACACACACAGCUGCAGACUUGGACUUGCAUUUUUGAAUAUUUUAACAGAACGUAUUAAUGCAUUACCAUGAUAAAUACAAGUCUAAAUACAGAUAAAGCAAUUGACAAGUAUCCAGUUGGCCCUCAGUCAUGAAGCUGUGUCAGUGUAGCUCUGGCUUUGGGAAAGGGUUUAGGAUCAACUCCUUUAUGUAGGGUUCUUGAAUUAGAUAUAAGAGCAAAACAUGUGCAGUCAGGCUUUUAUUACAACACACACAUCACCAUAAAGCACCUUUAGUUUAACAGAAGGCCCGAAACAGCAAAAUUACUGAGACACAAAGCACUUUAAUCGUGCCAUUUCCGUUCAAGUCUGGUACAAAGACUGGAUUUGUACCGAUGUGUUCAUAUGGAUGUUAAGGCUCUCGCAAAAGCUGUCACAGAACAGCAGAUACAAAAACUCAUCCUUCAAUAAAACAAAUAUGCAGAAUACAGUAGAGCAGGGGUGUCAA